AGUCGAGGGUGUACCCCGCCUCCCUCCCUCGCAGAGUCAGCAGGGAUAGGCUCCAGCUCACCCGCCGACCUAAUGAGGAUAAACGCUGUAGAAAAUGGAUAGAUUUCUGAUGUAAACCCGGUGUGUCGUCGAGUGACUCCUGGAGCCGCCGUGUUAGCUGAUCCGCUGGCUGGCUGCACGUCGGUAGCACACACGGAGUCCGUCCGAAGGUGGAAGCCGGGCAGCCCCGGAAACAGAAGCAGGCCACGGCCGUUCGGACGGAUACACCAGAGCAAGGGACGCCGCCGGCGCGCUGUUUGUGUCCGAAUUGGCACGGCUAAAUAGAAUGUGGUACACGGCGUGUGUCACUCGACGAUACGUUCCCCGACAGCGCCUCUUCUUAACCGGGUCGGACCCUUGAGCAGCUCGGGAAUGGGACCGCGAAGAUUUAGCCACCGUCGAGCUAGCUAACAGGCGGAGUGGAGUGGACGGAUAGCAACUUUUUUUUCUUACUCUCAAGAGUUUUUCUUAACCUAAACCGGGGACAAUUAUGAGUGCUCGAAUAGUUAAUGUGAGCGAAUAGACGUCGUUUUUAUCGUUGUCUCGGCCUCGCUUUGGAGAAAGGAGAGGGGGGGAAAGGCCUGUUAAAUGUUUCGAGGAGCCGCGAAGCUAAUCCGUUAGCCGCUCUAAAUUCGCUCCUCGUCCGUCCACCACAAAUGAAGGAGUACAAAGUGGUCGUGCUGGGCAGCGGCGGCGUCGGCAAGUCGGCGCUGACCGUCCAGUUCGUCACCGGCACCUUCAUCGAGAAGUACGACCCCACCAUCGAGGACUUUUACAGGAAGGAGAUCGAGGUGGACUCGUCGCCGUCUGUGCUGGAGAUCCUGGACACAGCGGGCACCGAGCAGUUCGCCUCCAUGAGAGACUUGUACAUCAAGAACGGCCAGGGAUUCAUCCUGGUCUACAGCUUGGUAAACCAGCAAUCUUUCCAGGACAUUCGACCCAUGCGUGACCAAAUAGUCAGAGUGAAGCGCUUUGAGAAGGUGCCGCUAAUCCUGGUGGGCAAUAAGGUGGACCUGGAGUCAGAGCGUGAGGUGGCGGGCUCGGAUGGUCGGGCCCUGGCUCAGGAGUGGGGCUGCCCCUUCAUCGAGACCUCGGCCAAGAGCAAGACGAUGGUGGAUGAGCUGUUCGCUGAGAUCGUGCGGCAGAUGAACUAUUCCACACUGCCGGAGAAGCAGGAGCAGUGCUGCACUGCCUGCGUGGUACAGUGACCAAGAGAUGCAGCGUUUGUCUGGAUAAACAGGAGGGUGGGGGGUGGAGACAAUUUGAGACCAUCCCCACCACACAACAUGGCUGCCCUGCUAACGUUGAAGGUUCUUGAGCGUCUUAACGCAUCUGAAAGCUGAUAUGUCGCUCCUAUUUUUUAUAUCCUUACUGUUAACGGGAUGUUUCUAAUGCCACUUUAAGAGCCUUGAAAGGGACAAGAAGAGACUUGACACGGAGGAAAGUACUCUUGAAUUUCAUUCGUCCCCCCCCCUCCCACCCUCGUUUUAGUGAGAUGUCUCCCUCAAGUGUAAGAAACAACACAAGUGUUUGUGAGGAUGCAGCUCCUUUUUAAAGCUGCUUUAAUCACAGUUAUAUACUUUAGUAUGACUUGUAUUACAUCACUAUGGAAAGCCGUUGGGGCAUUUAUUCCAACGCCUUGAUAUCCAUCUUAAGGUCUGUGUGCUAGUCCAAUCUUUAUCCUCACUACUAAGAUAAUUUAGCACACUAGUAGAAGAACUAGGGUGCAUUAUUAAAACAACCAGUGUUGUACCUGAACAAGUUCAGCGAAUGAAAGUUCAUUAACUCGUUUAUACAAACAUGAACUGAACAUAGUGUGUUUUUCUGCUUGAUGGACGUUUUUGAGAACGCGGUCAAACUGGCGUCUCUUAACGGUUUUUAAACGGCAGUUCAUUUUUAUUUCAUAGUGCCAGUUUCCCUUAAGCAGCGCAGCAUUACAGGCUUUAUAGUAGCGAUGAAAUGUACAGACCAAUUUACAUGCAAGUUAAGCCAUCACACGUCACAUGACUCAGCCAAUGAAAUCUGCAUUUCAGGCAGUGAUCCCAGACUGCACGCAAAGUUCAGAAAAUGACAGAUAAAGGAAGAGAAUAUAUGGAACAAAUGCCCCCCACCUCCCCAAAAAUAAAAAAAUAAAUAAAAUGGAACGGCCAGCCAGUUCAGGGUGUACCCCGCCUCUUGCCCGAAGAUAGCUGGGAUGGGCUCCAGCACGCCUGCGACCCUAGUGAGGAUAAGCGGAACAGAAGAUGAAUGGAACGGCCAGUCAUUUUUGGUAAGAGCACUUAUUAAAAGCAAACAUAACCUCUAAAACUGUUCAAUUAAGUUUGUUGUCGAAAUGUAAAACUGAAAAGGGGAAAAUCAGUUUUUUCGUUUAAAUUUUUUUGAAGUGAGCUAUGAACUACUUCGUUUUUGGAGUGGUGAACUUGUUUCAAAAAUGUUUUACUUUGAACUGAAGUAGUUCAUUUUAGAAUUUGUGAACUGAACUUUCCCAACAUUGAGAACAACUGUCUUGCUACUUUUCAACUUUCCUGUACACGAGUAGCACAACCUUGGCCAAUUAGUAGGACAACGACAUGUUAUUCGUAUGGAAAAACUGUGUGCUAGUUUAAAUCUGCAUGCUACUGGAACUACUAGUGAAGCACUAACUCAUAGAAUUUUGUCACUGGUAAUACUAGUAGCAUGUAUUAUGUAUGUACAGUAGUUGGCCUGUUUUGUUUGUUUUUUACAACUAGUGCCACUUUUGGCCAACUAGUACGCAACUAAACCUUACUAGUAAACUACUCUGCUGCACUAGUAACAAUCUAGGCCCAGUGGAAGGUAGUAAUGGAAAAAACAUUACUAUUAAAACAGUUGUUCGACAAAAAAAAAAAAAAGUAUUGGGGAAAACAUUGGUAAGGCAAUUGUUCUCCAAGUGUGCUAAAGUGCCUUAGUCGUGAGGGCAAAGAGUGUACUAGUACGUGAACAUUAAGAUGGAUAUAAUGGAUAUCAAAUAAAUGUUCAAAAAGGGUUUCCAUAUAUCACUGUUUUUUUUGGAGUUUGAACAAGGAUUUCAUAUUAUGGAAACAUUUUUAAUUUUAAGCAUGCACACUUAAGUUGUUCUUCCAGUACACUGCUCAUUUUAUUUUGGGACUUUUUUUUUUUUUUUUUUUUUUGGUCGUUUCAGGAAAUGUUGACAGGACGUUUGACAGUAUGGAACAAACUUAUUUUUUUAUUUUUUUGCAGUAAAGGCCAUUGUUAAAUCUUCAAAUCUGCAUGCUCAAAAUUGAAAAUGUUUUAUGCAGUCUUGAGAUGAUUAAAAAAAGAGCCAUGUUCCUGUAUUAAAGCUUGAAUUCUACGGCGCGCCUCGGAUACAUAAGCGCACGGAUCACGUCGACGACCAUCUUCGUUUGCUUUUCUCCCAACGUCUUUGAGGCGGGAGAUGGAUUGCGAAAGGACCAAAGCAAGCACACACUUCAUGCAGAUUUUGUUUUCAUCAUUUAAACAUGGGGAUUUUUGUUGUUGUUGUUCAUUCAAUAACUCCAGCUGCAACAUGUUAAGCAGAUUUAACAUUGCUUUCUGUAUUCUUUUUUUGUUUUAAAUAGUAUAUUUAUUAAAAACUAAUGAUGUGAGUA
This is a messenger RNA of Phycodurus eques (leafy seadragon), 3647 nucleotides long. RefSeq names its product RAP2C, member of RAS oncogene family (gene rap2c). Gene Ontology annotation, biological process: negative regulation of cell migration; Rap protein signal transduction. The record is from RefSeq and is a predicted model, not a curated record. Gene Ontology annotation, molecular function: GTP binding; GTPase activity; GDP binding. Lineage: Eukaryota; Metazoa; Chordata; Actinopteri; Syngnathiformes; Syngnathidae. The coding region runs from base 696 to 1247 and encodes 183 amino acids. The transcript has 3 exons. Gene Ontology annotation, cellular component: plasma membrane.